CGCGGCGCGCCACUGCUCUGCCGCCUCCCGCUCGCCACUCCGGCCAGUGCCUUACGAGGCGCGUCUCGGAGCGGGCGCGCAGUACGUUUGUAUUUAUGCACGUUGUCGCACUGUAUUCGGUCGAUGUCGGCGGCGUGCUCCUCUGACGUAAACACAGCCGCGUGUAGUGACUAGUGAGUGGUGCCACUCGUACAGCUGUGCUCGGUCGCUCCUGCGGCCUUACCCCGCGCUAUGGGUUGCGCCCGAGGCCUCUGCACCGCUGAGAAGAUAUUUGUCUUCAUCAACAUCGCGUUCGCGAUGUACAGCGGCGCGCUUCUGGCUACGGCGGCGCGGCUGGCGUGGGACCCUAGCACCUACACGUGGUUCCGGUUCCUGUGCGCAGCACAGUAUCGCGUGUCAGCCGCGUACGUGCUGGCGGCAGGCGUGUGGCUCGCGGCGCUGGUGUACCUCGCCGCAGCCGCCACCUCGGCCGCGCGCGCCGCUCCGCGCUGUCUGCACCUCUACGCGUGCGGCGUGGUGUGCUUGGCGGCGAGCGAGGUGGGGUACGGCGCGUGGAUGGGCGCGUCGCUGGCGGCGUGGUGGCGCAGCGCACCGCAGGCGGAGCUGGCGCGGCGCGGCAUCGACCUGCUGCAUGACAUCAAGCCGGCGCUGCUCGCCGUCGAGCGGUACCGCGACGUGGCGCGCCCGCUGUACGACAUGAUCGAGGAGGUGGAGCGCGAGGCGCCCAACAACGCGUUCGUAAUCGCCGUGUUCGGAGUGCUCGGCGCCGUGCUGCAGGUGGCGGCGUUCGUUAUGGCGCGCAAGUUGGCGAGCAGGGCGCGCGGGGCGCGGGAGGCGGGGGCGCGCGCGCCCGCCGCAGACAAGGACGCCACGUCCGCUUGCGACGACGACAGCGACGCGGGCGACGCGCGCCAUCCGCCGCCCGGUUGGACCAAGAAGGCCAACCUGCGCAUGUACACCAUCCUCGACAAGAUUUUCUACCGUAGCGGGAUGAGAGUACCGCGGCGAGCUCGCCGCCGGGCCGAGCACGGACAGGAGCCACGCAGCCACGGGCGCGCGCCGUGCGGAGACGUGCGCGGGGCGGCGGGGGCGGCGGAGCGGCGGCGCGCCGCGGCCGCGAUGUCGGCGGGGGCGCGCGACGUGGCGUGGGACGCGGUGCACGCGCAGUUCCGCGCCACGCGCGCGCGCCUGCCGCCGCAUUCCGCCGCUGCCGCCGCCCCCACCGCCCCUCCCGCCCCCACCGCCGCUUUGCUCAUCCUGCACAUAAAGUUGAUUUACAGUCCACACCACUUUUAUAUGCCUAUACACGGUGAUUAUGAAUUAGCAAGCAUGGCGCUGCAGGCGAUAGAGACGAGCGAGCGUGCAGCGGGACCGGCCGAGACAAUCAGCAGGCUCAUGGCGGGCUGCGUGCGGCUGUUGCCGAUCCUGCUCACCAACGUAAAUGUGUUGCUCGCUAUGAUCGGGGGCGGCGCACUGGUGACGGCGGCGCGCUUCAAAUGGGACCCCCUCACGUACGUAGUGGUGCGCUUGGUGUUCCCUGCAGAGUACCGCGUGAUGGCCGUCAUGCUCACGGUGGGCGGCAGUGCGCUGGUGCUGCUGCCGCUGUUCGCCGUCGCCACGCUCGGCUGCAGCCGUCCGGGAGUGCGACGCUUGCUGCUUUUUGUGUACGGGGCCGCGAUGUGCGCGCUGAUACUGGCGGAGGCGACGUGGUGCGGCUGGAUGGUGAACCGGCUAAUGGCAUGGCUGGCGUCCCAGAAGGCGCAAUUCAUCCAAGAGGCACUGGGCCUUCGAGAACACAUCAAAGCGUUACUAAAUUUUCUAAGUAGAAUACAUACGUUGCCGAAAAUUAUAGCGGAUCAGAUUGAGGAAGCGGAGGCGGACCUGCCGCGCAACCUGUACGCAGUUGUGGCGGGCGCGGCGCUGCUGGUGCUUUUGCAGGUGUCGGCGGUGGCGCUCGCGCUGGCCCUGGCGCUGUGUGGCUCCCGGGCCCGCCGCGCGAGUCGCCUCUCGCACAGUUGGGCGACCACGAAUACCGCGCUCACCGGCGACAUGAGUGAGAAAGCGCCGCUCCGAACCGCGUACAAGAAUGGCCGCAUCGUGAUCCUGUAGGCGAAGGAGCGCGUGCAGACAAGGCGCGCCUGACGGUCAAACGUUACCUUCACGUAGAUUUCGGGAGUGAUUCAUAUUUCAGUGACGCGCCUUCACCCGCUGAAAAGUUUCCUGGGAAAAAGUAGCAUGUCCUACUCAGGGUCCUAAACUGUCUCUGUGCCAAAAAUCGAAACCCUUUGGUUAGUUUUUGAGUUUAUCGCGUUCACACAGGCGGACAGAUGCGGCUUGGGACUUAGUUUUAUAAUAUAUUUUUUAAAACUUUUUAGAGGAACAAUUCCGUCAUACGUGAUGUUGCAUAAUUUUAACCAUUUAGGUACGCAGCGCACGCAAUGGGAGCCCUCAAAAGCCAUGCAAUUUGCAAUAUUUUUCAUUGAUACUCCGCUCCUAUAGGUUAUAGCGUGAUGUUAUAUUUAUAACCUAAAGCCUUCCGCGAUAAAUGGGCGUUCCGAUAACAACAUACAUAUAUCUCAUAAACUACUAAACCGAUUUUGUUUUUUUUCACUACCUGAUAGGCAUUCGCAUUACUCCUGAGUGCUAUAGGCUACUUUUUGUCCCGGGAAAGUAAGUAUUUAUCCCGAAAAAAAGAUCACACGGGCGGAGCCGCAGGCGAAAGCUAUUUAUUAAGUAUAUAUACAUACUUAAUCGCGGCCCGACAUGCUCUCUCGUCUCUUUAGAGUGGUGUAUAUUUGGUGUCAGUAAGCGAAUGUAAGUAUAGACGGUCUUUUCAUCGCGACACCAGACGCGACACAGGAGUCGAAUUUAAAUUUACUAAUAGAAGUAAGCUUUUGUACUACAUCAUUUAGAUAUAAGUAAGUAAUAUAAAUAAAUGAAUCUUAUAUUUGA
Molecule: messenger RNA, 2952 nt
Organism: Manduca sexta (tobacco hornworm)
Lineage: Eukaryota; Metazoa; Arthropoda; Insecta; Lepidoptera; Sphingidae
Exons: 13
Coding region: 232-2109 (625 amino acids)
Source: RefSeq, a predicted model, not a curated record